Messenger RNA from Cebus imitator (Panamanian white-faced capuchin), 3716 nucleotides. RefSeq names its product endogenous retrovirus group S71 member 1, envelope (gene ERVS71-1). The record is from RefSeq and is a predicted model, not a curated record. Bases 1289 to 2272 code for a protein of 327 amino acids. Lineage: Eukaryota; Metazoa; Chordata; Mammalia; Primates; Cebidae. The transcript is spliced from 2 exons.
CCACGGAGUCCGGAAGGGAAGGGAUCGACCGCCGCUGUGCCCACCAAAUCUGGCUCCUGAGUCCUCUGUCUCUGCUCCUGGAAGCCUGAUUUACCUGACCACCCAACGUACUCUUCUGAAGAAGAAAAGCAGGCAUCGGAUCUGCAAGCCAGUAAAAAUCAGGACGGAUGGUGGAUCCUUCCAGACUCCUGAAUCUUCCUGACCUGGGCCCCUGGAGAAGCUUUGAUCAGCCACCUCCACUCUUCCAACCAUUUGGGAGAAACAAAGUUGGCCCAACUUUUGAGAAGCCAAUUUAAAAUCCCACAUCUCCAGGACUGAACUAGGCAAGUGGCCUCCCGGUGCACAGCUGUGCACAGGUGAUGCCAGGCAAGGCGUGAAGCCUGGAUUGGACCAUCGUCUCCUAGGAUAUAGCCCAGGAGAAAGGUGGAAAGUUGACUUCACUGAAGUGAAGCCACACCGGGCAGGGUUUAAGUGCCUCCUGCAGUUGGCAGACACGUUUUCUGGAUGGACGGAGGCUUUUGCCACUGUGAAUGAGACUGCCACUAUGGUAAUAAAGUUCUUACUCAAUGUAAUUAUCCUUCACUAUGGAUUGCCUGUUGCCAUUCCACUGAUAAUGGGCCGGCCUUCACCUCGUCCAUAGCUCAGUCAGUCAGCAAGGCAUUAAAUAUUCAGUGGAAGCUCCAUUGUGCCUACCGGCCCCAGAGCUCUGGACAAGUAGAACACAUGAAUUAUACCUUAAAAAGUACUCUUACCAAAUUAAUCCUGGAGACCGGUGAAAAUUGGAUAAAGCGCCUUCCUUUAGCCCUUCUUAGGGUCAGGUGCACUCCUUACAGGGUGGGAUUCACUCCUUUUGAGAUUAUGUAUGGGAGGGCCCCACCUGUUUUGCCUAAAUUAAGGAGUACCCAGUUAGAAAUAUCCCAGGCUAACUUGUUACAGUACUUGCAGUCUCUCCAAGAGGUUUAAGGUAUUAUCCAGUCACGUGUGGGAGGCACACCCUAAUCUGGCUCCUGAUCUGACAGGACCCUGCCACCCUUUCUGUCCAGGUGACCUGGUGUAUGUCAAAAAGUUCCAGAAGGAGGGUCUGGUCCCUGCUUGGAAAGGACUUCACACCGUCAUCCUUACUACACCCACGGCCCUAAAGGCGGACAGUAUUCCUGCCUGGAUUCAUCACUCCCGCAUCAAGAAGGCGUACGAGACACAGCAAGAAACAUGGGUCCCCAAGCAUGGGCCAGGCCCCUUAAAACUCCGUCUGAGUCAGAUGCAGCCAUCAGACUAGUUCUUUGGGUCUAUGUUUCCUGUCUGUUCCUGGUCAUUCAGCCCUCAGCCCCCUCCUACUCUUUUCUCCUUACUUCCUUUGCAUCGGACAGAGUGCUUGCAAACAUCACCUGGAAAGACGGUACCUCCAAUGAAGUUUCCUUUUCAAUCGAUUUGUGUUUUGUUCCCAAAGCCCAGCCGUUCCCUCGAGGACCAGCAAAGUUUGCCCCUGUGGACAGGAGCGGGAAUUGUUGACCUUGCUGCAGGAUUUGGACACAUCGGAAGUGAAAGUGGAUGCGGCAGCUUGGAGGGUGCAGAAAUGGGACUCCAACAAGUGGAUUUCUACCUCUGUCCUGGAGACCACCCUCACACUACCUGCCGGGGUAGUUAUAAGUUUUUCUGCCCUUCUUGGUCAUGCUUAACUUUGACUACUUACCCGGGAGGGCCGACCUGGUCUCCAAUCCUUUCCAUAGCCCGAACCUCUCGUCCUGAACUGUGUACCAUGGGAGCCUGUAAUCCCAUAACUAUGACUGUUCAUAACCCUAACUCUGUUCAAUGGCACUACGGUAUAACAUUGGGACUGCGACUCUAUAUUGGAUGGUUUGAUCUUGGAACUACGUUUACCUUUCAGAAGAGGGUCUUGAUCCCCUGGAGCCCCCCUAAACCCACAGGUCCUUUAACUGAUUUAGGGGACCCUAUGUUCCACCCACACGCAGAUAAGGUCAGCCCCACUGGCCCAACUGCCCCAUUGCCAGUCCAGGCUCCCCAACUCCGACUGCAACCCCAGCACCUCCAACCCAGCUUAAUGUCCGUCUUAGGAGGAGUACAUCACCUCCUUAAUAUUACUCAGCCUAAGAUGGCCCAAGACUGUUGGUUGUGCCUGAAGGCCAAACCUCCAUAUUAUGUUGGAUUGGGAGUUGAGGUUAAGUUAAAGCCUGGUCCUCUUUCGUGUCGUGCCUGUCCUCACUCCGUUACAUUAGGGGAUGUUUCAGGAAACGUCUCCUGCCUAGUCAGUUAGGGGUACAACCUAUCUGCUUCCCCCUUUCCAGGUCACCUGUAAUCGGUCUCUGCCUACUUCCCUAACUACUUCAGUCUCCCACCAGGCACCAAAUAACACUUGGCUGGCUUGCACCUCAGGCCUCACCCGCUGCAUUAAUGGGACUGAACCUGGACCCCUCCUGUGCCUGCUAGUUCAUGUACUUCCUCAGGUUUAUGUCUACAGCAGACAGAGGGACAGCUUCUCAGUGCCCCUCCUGAACUGCACCCCGGAGUGCGCUGAGGUGCCCCUCUCCUAGUCCGCCUUUUGGCUGGCCUCAGUGUGGCUGGGUCAACAGCAAUCAGCACAGCAGUACUAGUCUGAGGAGAAACUGGACUGGAUUCCCUAACCCAACAAGUAGAUGCUGAUUUGAGGAAUGUCCAGUCAGCCAUAACUAUACUGCAUGCCCAGGUUGAUUCCUUAGCUGAAGCAGUCCUCCAAGGCCGCCGCGGCCUGGACCUGGUGUUUCUCUCCCGAGGGGGUUUGUGUGCGGCGUUGGGGGAAAGCUGUUGUUUUUAUGCUAACCAGCCUGGAGUCAUAAGAGACACUCUUCAAAAGGUUCAAGGAAAUUUAGAUAGACACCAACAGGAAUGAAAAAGUAACACCCCAUGAUACCAGGGCAUGUUUAACUGGAACCCUUGGCCGACUACUUUAAUGACUGGAACAGCAGGACCUCUUCUCCUCCUCCUGUUGGGAUUAAUUUUUGGGCCCUGUCUAUUAAAUUGGUUUAUUAAUUUUGUAAAAUGGGGCAUAGCAGCUGUCAAACAUAUACGUCUUAGACCCCAGUAUAACCCUCUCACUGUAACUGAGCAAUCAGUGAUUUGAUUCCCCAAAACACACAAGUGGGGAAUGUGAUACCCUGUUUUUUGCCAGCUACAACUAACUCUCCUUUUCCUGACUCAAAGCUGUUAAGGCUUUAUGUUAGCUUCUUGAGCUGGACAGACGCCAUCUUAGCUUCUUGAUUUUAGUAACCUUCUCCCCACUAAGUAUGUAACUAUAGUAUAAAGCAAGGUCAGACUGACUCUGGGCACCCAGGAAUGCCUUUGCUGAUAAGAGGCUGAGUUAAGUGGUGUCAGCAGAGCCAGGAAACGCAGCUGCAGUGAGCGUCCCAAGCCCCCUUGUCUAUAAGUUGUAUGUCUUCCAUGACAGCUGCACUCCUCACACCUGGCACUGUUUCAUUUCUUAUGUAUCAGUUUUUCUUUCUAACUUUUUGCUUACUCUGCCUUUGUGAAAGCUUUGUUUCAACUAAGUUCCCCCCUUCCUGUUAAAACUAGUGUAAAAAAGACCACCUAUCUUUUUCUUUGGGGCCGGGAGAAUUUUGGGCGUUAGCCGCUCUUGGUCGCCGGCUUAAUGAAGGACUCAUAAUUCAUUCUCAGAGUGUGGCGCAUUCCUUGACUCACUCGGGUACAACAGUGUGUAUACUGUA